Talaromyces atroroseus is the source of this 1512-nucleotide messenger RNA. RefSeq lists its product as hypothetical. Lineage: Eukaryota; Fungi; Ascomycota; Eurotiomycetes; Eurotiales; Trichocomaceae. The coding region runs from base 1 to 1512 and encodes 503 amino acids. The transcript is spliced from 2 exons. The record is from RefSeq and is a predicted model, not a curated record.
AUGCCUUCACGCGUUGGGGCCCAUCUCACUCCUAUUUCCUCAUCCGUUGACCUGCAGCAUGGGAUGGGCUUCGUGGUAAAAUAUCGCAACAAUGCAAUCAAUGCCAUGGACUUGUGGCUGGGCAUACAUGUACCGAGCAAUGUAGCGCCAAAGACCCUUACUACAAAGCCAAGGAAGAAUGCAGGUACAGAUACUCCUGCUGCAGAACGCGCGUACAUGUUCUAUAUGCCAGGAAGAAAUUCCUAUGCCUGGAUUGAGAGAAAGAGUCUUUACCCGCUUUCGGAGCUCUCACCUGAAGAGUUCAAUUUGGAGGAUCGGGCAGACUCCUGGCUCUAUGCAAAACUCUAUGACUUGAUAGAGGACUAUGGAAAUGACCUACAAUUUUGGAUCGACAUGGCUACAAAGGAACGCCAGCAGAAGGGCUCCUCGAGCAAACAACCCUACCUGGUCUUGCCUUACGCCGACAGAGAUGAGAGUGAAAGUAACGCUUUAGAUGAAUCUUCUGACAAAGAACAGUCACCUCCAGCAAAAAGAAAUCCCAAAGAAACACACGCCCGACCUGCCAACAAGAAAGCCAAGGCAGCGAGUUUGCCAGAUCCAUUACUCAAUGGCGAGGAGAUUGUUCAGAUUUACAUUGGCAAUGCUGCUACGUUGCAAAAAAUAUUUCAACUCACGCGCAACAAUAUUCGCAAAUCUUCUUUUCUGGAGGGACUGAUUCAAGGAAAUCCGCCCUUUAUUUUUCAUCCGACUCUCUUUCAAAUGAGCCCGGAUGAAUUCGAGACUGUGCAUGCCUAUCUCUCUACUGAUGAUGACGCUGAUUCUGACCUCGUCCAUGUUGGCGAUAGCAUCGAGAAGCUGGUGGGCGAGGAUCAUAUAUUGGGAGACGCUCUGAAAAUUGGCAGGACAUACACGCUUAAAAACUUGAAGGGUAUUGAGGACCUCACCGAGCUCAUUCCUCGUCUCGGUAAGCUGUACAAAAAGGCUUGCCUGCUUAACCUUGACAAAAUGUCGAAAUCAACGAUCUUGAAACUUCAGGUGGUAUGGAACAUCUACUGCGGAGCACCACAGUUGCCCUUGUUUCUAGACUUUAUCGAAAGUAUUAUGCCCCAUCUGCCUCCAAUGCAUCCUUCUCGGAACGUGUUUGUUGGCCACACAGCUCAAGCACCGCCCUUUGGGUCUCCAUUGGCUUCAUCACUGUCUUGCUCACAGCAGCAAUGGAUAAUCGAUUUUCUUGCUGAAACAAUGAUGCUCUAUCUUGCGACGGAUCUACAAAGAUUCUGCAAUUUCAUGCAGCAAUAUGCCUGGAUGCAAGCCGUUGUGUAUGAGCGUCGGGCCCAAUUUUGCAAUGCCCAUCUAGGGGAUCUAAGUCGUCUCGAGAUGGCACUCAUGCAGAGAGAACCUUUUGAUGAAACAAUUAUUGUUCGCUUUGAAGAGGCACAGCAGGAGGCACAGGCCGAGGAACAAGAAGAGAAAGGGGAACAGGCGGAUGAUACUGAGGCACUCUUUUGCUAA